AUGGCAGUCGAGGCUCACGAAGAUGUAGACCAGGACGUCAUGUCCCAUCAAGACAAUACGCCCCUGCUGCAUGCACAUGAUGAACCGUUCAAACCGCAGGCAAAAGACAUCUGGCUGGAGGUCCGACUCCUCCUCAAGCAAUGUCCGCCUCUGGCAUGGCCGCCCCAAAGCUACGGCUCCGGCGACAUCCACACCGUCGGCAUGCACGUGCAGAGAAUGGUCCUCCUCAUGGAGCUUGUUUGCGUCCCCAUCGCCGCGUUCUGGAUCGCCUCACCGUUCCUCCUCUCCUUCUUCGUCAAGCAGCCCCAUCUUGCCCUCAAAGCCGGCACCUUCCUCCGCAUGAGCGCCAUCGGCCUCCCAGCCCAGGCCCUCUUCGAGGCCGCGAGGCGGUUCCUGCAGGUCCAGGGCGACUUCCACACCGCCAUGCUCAUGAUCGCGCUCUGCACGCCCGUCAACGCGCUCCUCAGCUGGACCUUGGCAUUCUCGCUGGGAAUGGGUCUCGACGGGGCGGCCCUCGGCUCCUCGCCGAGCCAGAUCCUACGCGCGGCGCUGCUUCUGCUCAACAUCGCCUCCGCGCGCGGCAGGUGGUUCCGUCGCUGCUGGGGCGGCUUCUCGCGCGACGCGCUGCGCGGAUGGGGUCUGAUGGCCCGGUUGUCGGUUGCCGGGUCCGUGGCGACGCUGAGCGAGUACGCUGCGUUUGAGACUCUGUGCUUCUCGACGUCGUAUUUGAGCACGAAACGCCUGGCUGCGCAGUCGAUUCUCACCACGACGACGAUCUUUGUCUGGCAUGUGCCCUUCUCCAUCAGCGUGUUCAUUGUCUGA
Messenger RNA from Colletotrichum aenigma, 822 nucleotides. Its product is annotated as putative transporter. Gene Ontology annotation, biological process: transmembrane transport. NCBI's taxonomy places the organism in Eukaryota, Fungi, Ascomycota, Sordariomycetes, Glomerellales, Glomerellaceae. The coding region runs from base 1 to 822 and encodes 273 amino acids. The record is from RefSeq and is a predicted model, not a curated record. Gene Ontology annotation, cellular component: membrane. The transcript is spliced from 3 exons. Gene Ontology annotation, molecular function: antiporter activity; xenobiotic transmembrane transporter activity.